Messenger RNA from Daktulosphaira vitifoliae (grape phylloxera), 2352 nucleotides. It is a transcript of the gene Pdk1, whose product is annotated as 3-phosphoinositide-dependent protein kinase 1. Gene Ontology annotation, molecular function: ATP binding; protein serine/threonine kinase activity. Gene Ontology annotation, biological process: peptidyl-serine phosphorylation; intracellular signal transduction. Lineage: Eukaryota; Metazoa; Arthropoda; Insecta; Hemiptera; Phylloxeridae. The coding region runs from base 365 to 2167 and encodes 600 amino acids. The transcript is spliced from 7 exons. The record is from RefSeq and is a predicted model, not a curated record.
GCGACCACCGGCAGUCUUCACUCAGUACUCUUCGGUGACUGUUCUGCGUUUAACAACAUCUGAAAAUUACCAACGUCCUCGCGCUCAACGCCAAAAAUAUUUAUUAUCAUUUCAGUUAUUCAGCUCGAACUGUUGCGUUUUUAUUUUUCCCCGACACUCGAUACGGACAUAAUAAUUUUUAGUGUCAAUUUGUUUUUAUUUAUCGUCGGUCGUGUUGUUAUUCCGCCGAUUGUUUUUAUUAUUGUAAAUGCGUGCGGAGUGUGUCCAUAGGCUGACGACGACUAAGAUGACAUUACGUCGUUGCCGCCGUUGACUUGACGUGUUUCGUUUGGUCGCCGCUCGCACAGUGUUUUUUUAACCCGUGAUGGAUACCAAGUAUCAGAAAAAACAAUCGUCGACCACUGCGGUAUUAGUUCGUUCACGUCCCGUGCAGUUUGCGCAAACUUUGGCCAGGGUGUUGCGUAUUGGUCGCAAGGAGAAAAUCUCGAAAAAGUCUGUAACUAAGAAAGCAGUCGCAGUCGCCAAAACGUCUACUUAUUCGCAUCAGCCGCCGCAGCAAAUAGUCAUGCCGCCGCCUCCGACGAUGCAGUCCGCGUCGUCACCACCGCCUCCUGUACUUCCAGCCGCGUCUCAAGUGAACACUACUGGACUUAACGGUCAGCAGACGGUAGUGACCGACAAGACGGAUAGCAUGUUGAUGGCGGUCACCAAAAGAAGUCCGAAAGACUACAUUUUCGGCAGAGUCAUCGGCGAGGGCAGCUAUUCUACCGUGUACUUAGCCAAAGACAUCCACACGAAUCGCGAACAUGCAAUUAAAGUUUGCGAAAAACAACAAAUAAUCAGAGAGAAAAAACGCGAACAGGUACGUCGCGAAAAGGACGCCCUGAACAUCUUGAGCAAUUCGGGGUCCAGUUUUUUCGUCAAGCUGUACUGCACGUUUCAGGACACUGAAAGAUUGUACUUUGUCAUGUCUUACGCCAAAAACGGGGACAUGUUGCCGUACAUCAACAAGGUCGGGUCGUUUGACGUCGCCUGCACGAGGUUCUAUUCCGGCGAGAUCCUCCGCGCCCUGGAACAUCUACACGACCUAAACAUCAUGCACAGGGAUCUAAAGCCAGAGAACAUACUGCUCGACCAUAAGAUGCAUAUCAAAGUAGCAGACUUUGGUUGUUCCAAAAUCAUUGAACAGACUGACGCCGUUGACGGCCGUAGUGCCAUCAAUGAAGAUCAACAAACCAAGCAAAGACGCAAUAGCUUUGUUGGGACUGCCCAGUACGUCAGUCCCGAAUUGUUGACUGAAAACACCAUUUCCACCAGUUCAGACCUAUGGGCUUUGGGCUGUAUUAUCUACCAAAUGAUAGCUGGUUUACCGCCAUUCCGAUCCAGGAGUGAAUACAUGUUAUUCAAAAAAAUCCUCAGUCUCGACUAUGUGUAUCCUGAUGGAUUCAGCGCCGAUGCAAAAGACCUGGUGCAGAAACUUUUGGUAUUGGAUCCAAAUGAGCGAUUGGGUGCCAAAGAUGCCAAGCGCUACACAUCCAUAAGGUCUCAUCCCUUUUACGAGGGAUUGGAUUUUGAUAAGUUACACGAAAUGGACCCACCUCCAAUAUACCCUUACCUGCCCGGUAACAGCGAGGGCCAGGAAUUACGCAGUCAGUAUCGAGUUCCUGAUCACCUAGAACCAGGUUUGGACUACAGGCAAUUGACCAGGUUGUUAGGACUUGAGUCCCAAAGUAGUUUAACCACCCCAGCACCUGCUCCAAGACCUCGUAAAAGGUCUGGAGUCCUACAUAUGACUGAUGAAGAAAAACAGCAUCAACUGCAACAGCAAAAAUGCAAUAGUAUAUGGCACAACCUAGUUGAAGGCAAUCUUAUAGUGAAACAAGGGCUCGUCGACAAGCGAAAGGGUUUGUUUGCAAGAAGGCGUAUGUUAAUGUUGACUAUGGGUCCUCAUUUGUAUUAUGCUGAUCCUGUUUCUAUGACCUUAAAAGGUGAAAUACCUUGGAGUCCACAAUUGCGUGUCGAACCGAAAAAUUUCAGGAUAUUUUUUGUUCAUACGCCUAAUCGGACGUACUAUUUGGAAGAUCCUGAAGGAUUUGCACUAGAAUGGUGUAAAGCCAUUGAAGAAAUGAGAGUUUUCAUGUAUGGUGAAAAUAUUACCUGUGCUUAACGAAACCGUGUUAUUCGGUGACUGUUUUUAGUAUAAUUUCGACAUAACUAUUUUAUCUAUUAUGAUUUGAAAAAAACCUGCGUUAUUACAAUAUUUCAGUUUUUAGUUUAUAAUAUUGUUGCAGUAUUUUGUUUUAUAGAAAAUGAUCUGCAAAUGUGUCUGUGAUAUUAAAUUUUAAUUUUAAA